GGCUACGAGACUCGAGUGGCUAUGGAGGCAGCCGGGGCUGAAAAGGCAUCAGCUAUGGCUGUAAUGAGUACAAACGGAACCAUGAAAAAGAUCUGCAGGGCAAGAAAAACAAUGACUCCAAGCUGUCGACAGCAAAUUGCCACCCUUAAUAAAUUUAAAAAUCCCUCAAAAAUCGAGACCGUUAAGGAAACACCUGUUCUGCCAAAAGAAAAUGUCCAACAGCAACAGACUGAAUUAGUUUUGGCAGAGAACUGUAUCACACAAAAUAGCACCUCAUCUGAAAAGGAAAAACUUCGGUCCCACCGGUCUUCUCCUAAUGAGUUUAAAACUUCCACAGAGGUUUCACCUGAAAACUCUACACUAAAAACUGGAUAUUCUUUAAAAGGGAUGCGGGAAGAACCGAGUAAGACUUGUAAGACAUCUGCUUCUAGUGUUCAAACUCUUGCUGGGAGCCCUGCUAACCUUUCUCCUAUAGCACAUAAUGUAAAUGAUGAAACUAGCAAUACUAAAAUGGCUCAUUUUAAUGAUGCAAGGCCAGUCUCUUCAUCGUUAGGAGUUGUAGAAAGAGAGAAGCCGAUUUCUGAUUGUGAUCAUUCGCAAGAUAUCGAAAAAGAUACAAAUAUGGAUAAUUGUUCCCCUGGUCCUGAGAUAAGUGGAUCCUCAUCCUUAAGACCUGUAAAUGAAGAUUGUUUAUUAAAGAUGAAUUCAGCAACUGGUCUUGUAACUCCAAUGGAAGUUCUGGAUAAAGACAGCACCAAUGCUGCUAUUCCUAGUAAUGAGUCUAAUGCCUCCUGUGGCACUACUGGCAUUAAUGAUUCUGUAAUGCCCAACCUCACUAUGGACAUGAAUGUAGAUUCUGCUUCUAAUAUUCUCUCCCAAGGCUGUAACAUAACUUCUGGUGACUAUCAAAAAAAAAGAUCUUUUUCUGGAGAUUCUGAUGUUUCUGAGGCAAAACGAGCUAAAACUUCAAACAAAACCCUAUUGGAUGAGAUUGACUGUUUAAUUCAAAGAAGAAUACAAACUGUGUUUAAGGAAUCUUUUGACCAAAGAAUACAGGAUUUAUCCCAACAAAUCAACCUAAUUCAGUGCAAAGAAGAUAACACUGAUGUACUUACCCAGCAACUUAGAAGCAUAAGGAGACUUGGAAGGCGUAUAAAACAUGCACUGCAAGUUCAGAAAGAGGCAGGCACACAGUCCAGCAAAUCGCCAUCUCUCAGUUCUACUUUUAAAGAGCUUCCCAAAUCCAAAGUCGCUGAGGAAACUUCAACAUCCCACACAGAAAAAAAUUCUAUGCAAAAUCAGAGUGAAUGCAGCUUAACUUCUGUUGUUUUAAGUGACAAUGAGACAGAGCAGCAGAAUGAUCAAGAACAAACUGAGCAUCAAAAAGAAUCCUUCAAAAAAAGUGGAUUAUUCAGCCAUUCGUAAAAUAAUGGAAUCUAUCAAGGAGCACAGAAAUAAAGCACUGGAUAAACCUGUUGCUCUAAUUGACUUAACAGACGAUGAAGAACAGAAAGCUGAUAGAGAUUCAACAUUAGGUACGACAUAUCCAUCCUCCUCUCACCUUACGUCGUCAUCUUCUGAUGAGAAUCUUUCCCAGAAAUGUUCAGAGAAAAAAGAAGAGUUACAAGAAAGAAAUAACAAUGAACAGUCUUGUGAUGUGACUGAGAAAACCUCUUCAGAGCCCAAAUCAGUGAAUACUCAGGACUCUGAUGCCUACUUGGAGGUAUCUGCAAAUCCAGAUCCCGAGAAGCUGAAACCACCACAAAAACCUGAACUCAGAUUGGCUCAAGUCCAAAAUCCCAAAGGCAUUGCCCUGUCAUGGAAUAUCACUCAUGCAGAUCCUAGCUGUGCACCUGCUGAAGUCUAUUGUCUCUAUGUUCACCAAGAAAAUACAAACAGCUCCAAAAAACUGUGGAAGAAGAUUGGCGAAAUUAAAGCAUUGCCAUUACCAAUGGCUUGCACACUAACACAGUUUGUUGAUGAUGCAGCAUAUUCUUUUGUCUUGCGGGCUAAAGAUGCCUCUGGACGUUUUGGACCACUUUGUGAUAUACAGUCAACUACUUUAAAGUCCCUAAACACCUCCAAAAAAACAUAG
Staurois parvus is the source of this 2095-nucleotide messenger RNA. Lineage: Eukaryota; Metazoa; Chordata; Amphibia; Anura; Ranidae. The record is from the annotation of a GenBank genome assembly.